AUGGCUCCCAAGAAGUCUGGCCGUGUGCAGAAGAUCAAGAAGUCUGGCCCUGCUAAGAAGACCAAGAAGGUCUUGACCCCCGAGGAGAAGAAGAAGGAGCAUGCUCUUUCAGACCGAUACCAUACUCUGGCCAAGGCUGUUGAGCGUGAGGCCCAGCUCUAUGCCCUUUCUAGAAUGAAAGAGCACCAGAUCGCUAAAUACACGCAACGAUUCGAGCGCGCCCAAGAGCAGUUCAUGGAGCAGCGACUGGCCGACAAGGAUGACCUGAAGGCCUGGGUUGAGAAGAAGAAGCCCAAGGCCAAGGAUUUGGGUGCCCAAGCCCUCGACAGUAAGCCUAAAGAGCUUAUAGACAGUGAACCUAACGCUAACGGCCUAUACAAGUUAAGAAAGCCCGCGCCGAAUCUCGCGCUGCCGCGGAGUAACUUCAUAGGACCGUACUCAGAUCAGGUCUAUACAUCUGCUCGGAGUGCCUCUGGAACAGGUAGUGGUACGGUUAUAGGACAGGCAGUGGCAUCUGCAGGGCAUACGGAACACGGAACAGAUGAGAACCCCCUCGUAAAGUCAGGUUACAAGUGGAAAUACGUUCUCCAUUGCCCUGAGACUCCUAAUGAUCUCGCUACAAGUGAUAACGUGACAAACGAGGCUAUAAAGCCGCCUGAAACAUUCGUAGACCGCGGAGAAGCUAACAAGCGCCUGGAGGAGCUCACCAGCUACGAGGAACUAGGCGGCAUCGACGCCGUAGCCAGCAAGAAGGCCACCCUCGCUGGCCUCUUCAAGCUGCUGAACGUCGAGGUGACCACCAGCAGCGGCGAACGGCUUCUCUACUGGGUUGGGCGCGAGUUCGUCGACCUGCUGCGCGACCUGGAGAAAAAAGAGCGCCGCAGAAAGAUGUGGUCGCCGCCGCGGCCGGCGCUGCGUCACUACAUCGUAACGAGCGAGACGGUCACGCACGUCGCGACCGAGGAGCCGCAGCCGGGCCUGGGGCUCGAGGGCGAGCGCCCGGUCGCGGGCUGCUUCACUGGCGAGGUCCAGUUCGAGAAAAACCAGCCCCUCGCGACGUUCACGCAGCGCUCGCUCGCCAACAGCCACGCUUCCAAGCUCUUUCUACAGUGCGGCACCGUCGACGAGGAGUUUCACAACACGCUGGACUUAUGGUGGUGGGAGCACACCGUCCACCCGCUCCACCGGGCGGCUGCUGAGGCGGCGGCGCGCCCGGGUGGGCUCUACGAGGCUACGCUGGAUACGGGAGGGAUGCGCACGCGGCUGGGCUUCGACAAGCUCGCCGUCACGGUCCACGAGGUGGACGACGUGACGGGGCCGCUGAACGUGUAG
This is a messenger RNA of Anthostomella pinea, 1332 nucleotides long. NCBI's taxonomy places the organism in Eukaryota, Fungi, Ascomycota, Sordariomycetes, Xylariales, Xylariaceae. The record is from the annotation of a GenBank genome assembly.